AAAAAAAAAAUUAACAAGGACCAAGCCUCGCCUAUCGCGUAUGAGGGAGAAAGAAAACAUGCCUAGCCCAUUGCUUUGGCUUGAACUCCUUCACGCAUCUCGCCCACUGAAACAUGGCGGACGCCGCUGUCAAAUGUGGCCAUCGCACAGUAAGGCGAGAGAGGGGCGUAUUGUAUCUAGUUACUAUAGUGUACAUCUAUGGAUGUAUCUGAUUUGCCCUGACAUACGUAUCCACAAAAAAGACCCCCCCCCAAAAAAAAAAAAACACACCAAAAAACCAAAAAAACAAACAAAACAAAACAAAAAACCAAAAAAGCAACCAAAGGUGUACUUGAGGUCUCCUUUCGGAAGUUGACUUAGUCCUAGAUUUUAAGUCUUCAUCAUUUAUGUCCGCAUAUCUGGAGUCUCCAUGCUUCUCUUUGCAUUUGUGUAGCCGACGGGUGGUAGCCAAGAUUUAAUUGCACGAACAACGAUUAUCAUCUUAGAUCUAACUUAUUUUAAUUUAAGUUGACCUAAACCAUUAUUAAUUGUGACUAUUUUGCAGUUACCAUUACAAUACAGGUGUUUCAUAGUGCUUUGCUCUUAGUUUUUCAAACAGGCCUAAAAUCUGCUAAAAUGAAGACGAGUGCAAAGAGUUAUAGGCCUCUUAGGGAAAGUUUGAAAAGUUAUAGAAUAAAGAAUAAACACACACACACACACACACAUACACACACACACACACACACACACACACACAUAGUCACACACUCACACACACAAACCCACACAAAAAACGGUAUUUAUCUUUAGAAUGAUCACUAAUAUCGAACAAAUUCAAAUGUAAAUAGAUACUUUUUACAAGACACUUUCCAUUGGCUGUAAAAGCUCUGAAAAAUCACCACGAACAACGAAUUAUUAUAUACUAUAUAGGCCUAGAUCGAAUCUAGAUCUAGAUAUAUGUCAUAAAACCGCUUAGACCUAGAUCUAGAUCUAUAAUAUACGCCCUGGUAUGAGAUUUAAACAACAGAACUGCGACCACUUAUUUUUCACCCAGAGCUCUAGAGCACCUUUCUUCACCGGUGAGUCCUCCUUUUUAACCUGUUUGGUACCACUGACGUCAGCAAUUUCUCCAGUUAGCCUAAUUUUUUUCUGUGAAGUCAUUCGACAUUGAAUCUGAACUGUGUCGAUAAACAUUAUUUUCAGCACUUUGCCUCCGCCCUUGGCCUUCUCAGUCCCUAGCCCCCGCCCUUUGAUUGGUCGAUUGUGGGAUUUGAGCUUUUGGGAUCACAAACAUAAGCGACAAACGUACAUGGGCAAAAAUUAAAGCCCCUUUCUCUAGGCCUAUCCGUUUUGUAAAGCAAUACAUCUUAUAGUUUGAAAGACAAGGGACUUAAAUUUACCCCCCCCCCCCCCCCGCCGUCCCACCUCCAUUUAUCUUCUUUGAGGAUUUUCUGCUCUCUUGCAACAACCUAGAUUAGUAAACACGUACAUAUUAUAUUUAGCGCACGACUUAUGUUUUAUGACUCUCCUCGCCGGAGAAACAAUCAUUAUUUUUAUUCUGGUCCACAGAAUUCUACACUAAGUGUAGACAGAGAGUAUCUCUGGCCUCUGGUGUAGCCUAGAUUAGAAUUCUGUGUUCUGGUCAAGGUCGUACUCGCUUUUGUUCGCUCUUGAUUGGAUAAGAGUGGAGGUGUGUACUGUGAUGUGCUGUGUACUGGCUUGCCUCCACCGUUCCACUCGUGUUGUUCCUCGACAGCAGUCAGCAGUCGUGAGCCUGGUGUGUUGCCGCUGACUGUGUUCUCACUCCUGUGCUGAAGUAUUCCGUGACUACGAACAUUGUAGGGAAUCUGGGUUGCUGUCGUUUGAACCGGAAAGUUUUAGUCCUGUGACCAAAGAGCAGAUCAAACAAAAGUCUAGGCUAGAUCAAGAAUCUAGUUCUACCCAACUGAACAUUCAGUUCCCGGGACACGAGGCAAGGCGAGGUCACAGAAUUGUCAGAAUUCAGCAACCUCGGUCACUCACUCACCGGCUGUGCCUGCAAUUUAGAUCUCUAGAUCUAGGUUCUUGACUCUGGAACUAUAAAAAUAAUUUAUAUAGGUCUAUUUGUUGAGUUUUGUUUGACUCGUGCUCUUGAGAAUCUGGUACAUUAGACCAAAGACAUAAUCUGUGCUCAUCGUCAAAGGCUCCUGCACAGCAUCAUGUCUCACUUGCUGAAGAAGUUGGCUCCAUCCUCCCACAGAUUUCUGGGCGGAGCUGUGAGAACCAUGGCGUCCUACACCGCUGUCAAUGAGCCCAUGCUGGAUUUUGCCCCUGGCAGCCAGGAGCGCAAGGAUCUAGCGGAGGCGCUGAAGAAGUACGAGGGAGUCACUGACGUACCCAUUGUCAUUGGAGAUGAGGAGAUCAGGACGCAGGAAGUGCGCAAGCAAGUAGCUCCAUUUGACCACCAACGAACUGUGGCCACAUACUACUAUGCUACUUCGGACAUCAUCAAGAAGGCCAUUGAUGUGGGCCUCAAGGCGCGGGCAGACUGGGAAAAGAGGCCCCUACAGGAGAGGUGUGAUGUAUUUCUGAGGGCAGCCGACCUUAUGUCCAAGCAGUACCGCAUGGACCUUAUAGCCACCACCAUGUUGGGACAGGCCAAAAAUGUGUGGCAAGCAGAAAUUGACGCUACAGCGGAGCUAAUUGAUUUUCUGCGGUUUGACGUUCAGUUUGCCCAGCGCACAACAGAGUACCAACCAUUGAGUACGUCCCCAGAAGUCACAAAGAACUCGAUGUCGUAUCGUGGACUUGAGGGGUUCUGGGCUGCCGUCUGUCCCUUCAACUUCACGGCCAUUGGGGGUCACCUUCCUAUGGCGCCUGCUAUGAUGGGCAAUGUGGCGCUGUGGAAACCCUCAGACACGGCUGUCCUGUCCAACUACAUAGCUUUCAAGAUCUAUCGUGAGGCCGGUCUUCCUCCUGGCGUCAUCAACUUCCUUCCUGCCGACGGCCCCGUUUUUGGUGACACUGUGCUCAGUUCCCCAGACUUUGUGGGCCUGAACUUUACUGGCAGCGUAGGGACCUUCAAGAAAUUAUGGAAGCAAAUUGCAGAAAAUUUGGAUAUCUACAAGAACUACCCACGUAUAAUUGGUGAAUGCGGGGGUAAGAACAUGCACUUUAUUCAUCCCUCUGCUGACUGGGAGUCUGUUGCGAACGCCACAGUCCGCUCAGCGUUCGAGUUCAACGGCCAGAAGUGCUCGGCCUGCUCUAGGAUGUAUAUCCCACAGUCUUUGUGGCCAAAGGUCAAGGCCAAAAUGCUGGAGAUCAUGCAGCAGGUCAAGAUGGGCUCGCCGUUGGAGCAGGACAGCUUUGUCACGGCCGUCAUUGAUGAUAAGGCUUUUUCCAGAAUCAAAGGCUAUUUGGAUUAUGCCAAAUCCUCUCCUAACCUGACGGUGCUUUGUGGAGGAAACUGUGACGACAGCAAGGGCUAUUUUGUUGAACCUACAAUCGUUGAGACCACAGAUCCUCAGGAUAGAAUAAUGCAAGAGGAGAUCUUUGGGCCAGUCCUCACAGUCUAUGCUUACCCUGACAACCAAGUGAAAGAGACUGUUGAGCUGGCUCGGACCACCUCACCCUUCGGACUGACCGGUGCCAUCUAUGUGGAGGACGCUGCUGCCAAAGCUGAGCUGUCCGAAGCAUUCCGAUUUGCCGCUGGCAACUUCUACAUCAACGACAAGAGUACGGGCUCCGUCGUUGGUCAGCAGCCGUUCGGUGGUGCCAGGUUGUCUGGUACCAACGACAAGGCAGGAGGGCCUCACUACAUGGCAAGAUUUACUUCCCCUCAGGCCAUCAAGGAAACGUUUGUGCCCUUGAGAAACUGGCGUUACCCCUCCAUGGAUGAAUAGACUGGUUGCUCUAGCAUUAACUUUGGCCCGACGUUUUUGCCCCAGAGUACUGCUUAAAUAACGACGUAUAGCUUGUACCUGCAGGGUUCUUGACUGCUUGAGAGUCCUGUUUAUAAUGACGUAUAGCUCACUCUUUGCUGUUUUCUCAGUUGUUGGGAUGACUGAGAGAACAGACGUGUGGUUUUGGCUUUGUGGUUCCUCUUUGUUCUCUUGUAGAAAAAUGUCCUGCUUCUAUCAUCGUUACAUUGUACCUCGAAGCCUCCAAGUCUUAAGUGUGAGAUCAGUAAGACUCCUUCCCUGUUGUAGUUUUUUAUUGCCAUAACGUUUUAGGUUUUGGCGUGUAUUUUUGUAUAGCAUGAUUAUAAAUUGCUUUCACAAAAAAUCCUUUUCUGCGAGAUGUUCCAUUCAGCUCUUUGUACAAGUGCACUUGGCUGAAGGGCUAAAGCUCAUCAUUGAUAACAAUAUGAUGACAGGUAUAGGGAUAACCAAGGCUGCAGUUGUCUCUGCACUGUUGAUUGUGGGUACACCCGAAGUCAACCAGUGGGUGAGCUCUGAGGGGAGCGUGUUUAGCAGCCCAUAAUUCCCCAAGGCAGCUAUGCACACCGACGUCCUGCAUACAUCAAAAGGGAUUGUUUUUUCAGCUGUUUUUCCUCCCCAUUGUUUUAUCAAAACGAAUCCAGAAAUAAAGAAUUGUCGAAGAUUCACUUUUUGGACCCUAUGGACCGGGGCGCAUGCCAGACUAUGUGCUACCUUUACCUUCAGCAUACCGGACAGUAUGUGGUGGUUCAAAUCUAGCAGUUGACCAAAAAGAGCUUAGUUGCUUGUGUUGCGUGAGGCUGAGGGGGCCAGGGCGCAAAAGUUCUGUGGAUAAAGCAGCUGAAGACAGUUGAAUGUGAAAGGGUCAGUGCACUGGCAGUUGUGGCCUACAUGGAAGCCCUGCACUUUUUCGUUACUUCCAAGUUGUCCUAUUUUUCCAGUUCAGCCCCCAACUGGUGGAAAUUAAACCUGGUGGUUGCACUAAAUUGGUCGAAAGUUUUGUGCUAUUGUUUUUUUUAAUGAGCCUCAAGCUUCGGACAUUGUGAACAUUUGUUUUUGUGGAAAACUUGUUUAUUUUAGACUUUGUUAUGGUGUGGCAAUCAAAUGUUGCUUGGAAAAGAAUGCAAUGGAAGCAAUUCUUGUAAUAUUGGAUUGUUGAGUUUUAAAAUUUGGUGAAAUUAUAUUUUGUGUGGAAUUUUUUGUGUUUGAGACACCUUGUAAAGCAUAUUUCCAUUCUGACCCUGGAACGGAAGAAUGUUUGAAAAUGAUCUGACCUUUAUACCUCAUCUGAAAUCAAAGUUUUUAUCUAUUUUGUCUUUCAGACGGAAUGUUUGGUCUUUUUCAUAAUUUUUCCUUAAUAUCGUCUUUAAGCAAUCAGAUAUUGCUAUGAUCAUGUCGUGUGUUCAGUAGCUUUAGUUAUUUCUUUAUCUUUUCUUUCUUCUAAGAAUCAGCUGAUGGCUUUAAAUGGCAUGUUUCAUUGACGCCAAGUUUGGGAGACCUUUUCUUUUCUUUUUUCUUUAUCAGGAGAUGAAAGUAUAAAAAUAGGUUUAAAAUUGUACAUUUUCUCAGUGCUAUUACAUGCCUCUUCCAACACAGAAAGAUUUAAAUAAAAAUGAUGCGCAAUACCUUUUUUUUGUAGGACAACCCGAUUUCGGAGUAUUGCAAUAGGGAUCAAACAUAUAUAUGUAAUUUGACUCUGUGCUUCCUGAAGGUUUUUUUUUUUUUAACCCCAUUUAGUAUAGCCUCUUUGUGUAACUUGCAUGUACAAACUUGGUGGUGUCUGAAUGCUCAGACUAGCGUGCCAUGCCAUCAGGCUGACUUUCAAGAACAUGCCAAAGGCUGUUUUUGUCACCACUCAUCGUGAAGCAGUAGAGAUUUGAUUUUUUAUAUUUUUUCCAUCAAGUUCCCUAAGCAAUAAGCUAAUGUUUCCAUGAUCCAAAUUUGAGUUUCUCCUGUGAAGGUGUUGUUUCAGAUAAAAGUUUGUUUUUGUUAUAGUUGCUCAAAUGGAAACAAUCAUUUUUGUUGAUGUCAAAGUCUAUAACAUCCAAAAAUUCAUGCGUAUUGUGAAAUAUGUUGAAUAUCAAUGGCUACUAAUUACUGUAUGGAUUACAAACUUCUUUUAUUAAAAAUUUGUGUGAAACUAUCAGUAUAUGUGCAAGAAUUCCCAUUUGUGGAACUGAUACUCUUAAUUUCAUUACCUCAGUAAGCAGGAAUUGUUGAGGUCUCUGAAUCUCGAGGACAUUUUUAACUUGUGAUGUUGUUGAAUCUCCGCAUGAUUUUAUUUUUUUCUCUUUUUUUCACUUUUAAGAGAUUGAUCUGAGGUCGGUUUUUGAGGACUCAUUUUUUUUCCAUAAGUAAACGUUCUUAUUAUUACUUCAGUUGGAUCCAAAUAAAUGUUAUUUGUUGCUCUAUGUUCCUUGUACAUAGACUGCGAUGAAUAAAUUAUAAUGGAAAAGCCAGAUAACAUUGGAAUUUAUGAAAACCCAGAAAAUGUAUUUACAGAUUUUUUUUUCUGCCGUGCCAGGUGUACAAGUAAGUGUGUCACUCUAGUCUAAAGUCACAACUGAUUGACAGCUGGACGUUUUCCAAGUGCUUUUACGUGCCUCUCCCGACUUGUCAUUCCAAUGUUCAUUGGCACUGUGGUAUUGAUGAUAGACUUUUAUCAAUGUUUAUGUUCAGGAUGAUAUAUAUUGAUAAGGAGGCAUACUUGUUCCCAUAAGCUAUAUGAUGAAUGCAGAAAUGAAUGAAGACAGAUUUAGAAUAAUGAAUGGAAGAGAGAUUUAGAAUAAUGAAUGGAAGAGAGAAAAAUUUGUGUCAAUUCUGUAUUUAGGCUGGCGAUUUUUUAUGGUAUUUUUGUUGUGAAAGCUGAAACAUGGCCUAGGUCAAUAGAUAUAUAUAAUAUAGACUAAGUUUUAAAUAUAUACAGGUAAAUCACUGUAGCUCAUUGGCUGUCUUCACAUGAAAGUUUUGUUUGGGGCUUUUUUUUUGUUAGUUUAGUUGUGCUUCGUGAGUGCUUUUUUGAAAAGUUAGAAAGACAUAGUUGAUAUCAUGAAGGGGUUAAGGAGGAACUAGAAAAAGAGCCUCAGGGUUCCUCACUGUCUUUUUAUGUUAAGAGAACAUGGGAGAGUUAAUUCUCAUCAAUGUUUGGUUCGGCGUGUGCUUCAUUGUCGGAGGGGAUUGUAAGACAAGUGGAAGUCGAUACUCAUGGUUUCAACUGUAGGCUGGAAGUGCAUAUCUAGGUGUCGCAGGAUUACAUCUGGCGAAAAACGAAUGUAUGUAUGUUCACCUAUGCAGGAAAGCUUCUGAUGAAUGUCUUUACAAAGUGUUAUCUAAGUAUGUGGAGGCAUAGGCAACAUAUCAAAGAAAUACCGUCUGGAUUGAUCAAUUUAAGAAAGUACACAUUUUUGGGCUGCUGUGAUUUUGAACACUUGUUUAGACAUACACUUGCAGUGAGAGUAAGAGGUUUCUUCUUAGUGAGUCAAAGCAUAUGUUGAGUUUGUAUAUGUCAAGACAAAUUUUGAUUUAAUGAGCGAUGGUUUUGUUCUAAUGUUUACUUUGAGGUUUCAAAUGUUCUCCUGCAUCAUGUUGUCCUUUUGGAAGUCUGACUAUCACAGAAGGAAAUGUCUGGUAUUUUAGAAACUACCUCCUGUUCUGUUGUAUUUCUUCACAGUCACACAUCUCUAAUCAAAGUAAAACUUUCUAUUCUUGUGAUAUUGACAUCCAGUGAAGGUUACUAGAGUGAGUUAACUCUCUCUACAGGGUCACAUAGGUGCGUCCACACACUUUCUUUGUCCACUUUUUAAAAGGUUUUGUGAUGAAAAAAUAAUUUAGAUUUUUACACAUACAAUGUUUAGUCCGGUUAUAUCGUAAAAUCAAAGAAAUGGCUUGGAAGUGUUGAGCAGGAUCUUUAUCAAUCAACAAAGCUGUUUACCACAGUGCUGACAGUGUUAUUGCUUGAAGUGCAUGCUUUCAAAGUUUUUUUUUAGCAGUAAUUGUGAGGUGGAAAAUAUGAUGUAUGCUUGCGUACCUUUCUUUUUUAAAUCUUUUCUGUUCGCUCUAUCUCUUUUUGUUUAUGAUAGAUUGUUAAAUAUGAUUUCUUUAGGGGUGAAUAAAAUAAUUCAGUUUCAUUUUACAUCUUGAGGAGACUCCCAUUGUUCAUGGUCAAUCCUAACUGCUCAGAAAUAUUUUGAGAGAUGAGAAAUGAAAUUGAAAAUCCAAAGAAAAAAAAAAGAAAGAAAAAAAAAAAAG
This is a messenger RNA of Aplysia californica (California sea hare), 8144 nucleotides long. RefSeq names its product delta-1-pyrroline-5-carboxylate dehydrogenase, mitochondrial. NCBI's taxonomy places the organism in Eukaryota, Metazoa, Mollusca, Gastropoda, Aplysiida, Aplysiidae. The coding region runs from base 2178 to 3860 and encodes 560 amino acids. The record is from RefSeq and is a predicted model, not a curated record. Gene Ontology annotation, cellular component: mitochondrial matrix. Gene Ontology annotation, molecular function: L-glutamate gamma-semialdehyde dehydrogenase (NAD+) activity. The transcript has 15 exons.